Molecule: messenger RNA, 1382 nt
Organism: Gilbertella persicaria
Lineage: Eukaryota; Fungi; Mucoromycota; Mucoromycetes; Mucorales; Choanephoraceae
Product: GHMP kinase
Exons: 2
Coding region: 334-1296 (320 amino acids)
Biological process (GO): ergosterol biosynthetic process; isoprenoid biosynthetic process
Cellular component (GO): cytoplasm
Molecular function (GO): ATP binding; mevalonate kinase activity
Source: RefSeq, a predicted model, not a curated record
CUCCUUUCUUUUCUUUCUUCAUCAUGACCACCAGUGAGAUGAACAAACGUGUACUUGUGUCUUCACCCGGAAAAGUUAUUUUGUUUGGCGAACAUUCAGUUGUUUAUCAAAAAACUGCUGUGGCUGCUUCUUUAGGCCUUCGUUCCUAUCUUUAUUUUGAAGAAACUAAGACCAGUACAGUCCAGUUGAUUCUUCCCGAUGUAGGCAUUCAUUGCUCUUGGGAUUUGAAAGAAUUGCCUUUGAGAUUUAAUUAUCCUGAUUCAGGUACCAAAAUUUAUUUAUUUAUUCUGAUAUUCAAAUGGUCUCUGCCUAGAUACCCGUCAUCCUAAGGACAUGCCUAGUCAACUCAAGUCUAGAUUAGAUGAUCUUGUUGGACAAGCAACAAAAGAAGCACAACACCAAGCGCUCAUGGCAUUUUUGUAUUUGUUGGUCAUUCUUGAGUCUAAAGCUAAAGAGCCACUAGUGAAUGGCUUUACAGUAUGUAUUCGUUCAUUUUUACCUGUAGGCGCUGGCUUGGGAAGCUCUGCUAGUUAUUCAGUGGCUAUUGCUACUGCCUUGCUGAUCUUAAAUAACAUGAUUCCUGUUGAUUUCAACCAGUGUCAUGAACGGGAAACCCAUUUGAAUCUAAUCAACGCAUUUGCAUUUAAAGCAGAAGAAGUUAUCCAUGGUAAUCCUAGUGGUGUUGACAAUGCUGUGGCCACAUUUGGUGGUGCCAAGGCCUUUAUGCGUGGAAAAGGCUUUACUACAUUGGAGGGCUUUCAAUCACUACGUUUGUUAUUGACCAACACUAAAGUACCUCGAUCCACAAGUGCACUUGUUGCUGGUGUGGCUCAUAAGAAGCAAGCUUAUCCAGAAAUUGUGAAUCCCAUGCUAGAUGCUAUGGAUGGCAUUGCUGUGCGUUGUAAAGAUGCUUUUAAAAAACUUCAAGAAAAUCAGUUGACUUCAGAGAGUUUAAUGGACGAACUAGAGGAUCUGGUUGAACUGAACCAUUGUUUGCUAUCAGGUCUUGGUGUGAGUCAUCCCAGCCUAGAGAAAGUACGAGCCAUUACAAAAGAACUUGGAUUCAAGACAAAAUUGACAGGUGCUGGAGGUGGUGGUUGUGCAGUAACAUUUAUCCGAGAUGAUAUCCCUCAAACCUUGAUUGAUCAAGUCAUGACGAAUUUAAAGCAUGAAGGCUUUGAUUGUUAUCAGACUUCUGUGGGUGGCACAGGUGCAAAUGCAGUGCUUUUAAGAAAUGAUGAAAAUGCUCAAUGGCUUCUUGAAACAAGCCGCGAUACCUUGGAAUCUUAUCUUUAAUCUUAAUGAAACAUGCAAAUGUAAAAGUAAUUAAUAAAUAGUAUUUUUAUUUAAAGCGAUAAGAAUACUUGACUUAUGUCCAAACA